Blepharisma stoltei is the source of this 1266-nucleotide messenger RNA. NCBI's taxonomy places the organism in Eukaryota, Ciliophora, Heterotrichea, Heterotrichida, Blepharismidae. The record is from the annotation of a GenBank genome assembly.
AUGGAUGAAGAAAGCCCUGCAAUCCUAGCCAAACUGGAGACAGCUUACCUUGAAGCAAUGAACGAGCUUUCUGACAUGUCAGGAUGGGAGCCUAUUCGAGACUGAUCCGAUCUCUUUACAUUCCGUAAAAACACCGAAUCUGGCCUCGACAAACUAAAAAUCGAAUCAUACAUUGACAGGCCUCCUCAAAAAGUCUGUGACUAUUUUUAUGAAAAUUUCAGCAAAGUUUACUGUGAACUUAAUCCAGACGUUGUCGCUAAAUUUGAAGUUCUAAAACAUUUUUCAGACGGCACUGGGAGGGUGAAAUAUGACUUAAUUAACGUCCCAGUCCCUGGGAUUUCAAAAAGAGAAGCUGUAUACUUCUGCAAGAAACUCCAGUUUGACGAAAACACAUUUGGCUUUGUAGACACUUCUAUAGAUUAUGAAGAAGUAAAAGCUGACGAAGGCUCUAUAAGAGUAGAUUUAAAAUAUGGUCUUCACCUAUUUGAGCCUCUUGCUGGAAACCCAGCAAAAACCCAUUUAUCAUCCGUUUCUUAUAUACAUAAAAUGGCGUAUGGCGACCGACCCACCCUCUCAGUGGUGGUUACCCAUGUAUAUCCGGGCAUGGUUUUUGGAGCCAGGAUUAGCCCAACAACAUCUGGGACCUCGAAGCGAGAGGCCUAAGCGCGAGAGCCGCUGUUUUUGCGACCAGACCCAUGGGCAGUUAUUCGUGACUUCUUUUUGCCAGCAGCGCUCAGCCCAGUGAGUGCCCGAAAUGAGGCAGGGUGAAUUACCUGCCUAAGCUGCUUUAGUGGCUCGCCCCGAAUGGCGAAAGCUGUUGAGUUCUUUCUCGGGAUGACCGGAAAAGAGGGGAGGCGAGUUAGACACCAAAACGGGGUCUCUCCAGUUGAAAAGGUGCCCUUCAAUGGGCAGAUCUGGCGGACGACGAAGCGGAGUUGGCGUAAACUUAGGCGACGAUCCAAGUUGGAAAUGGAGGUGGUCAGCAAAGCCGGUAUGAGACGGCCCUUGACAAUGCCUCUACCGAGAAACCGGGGGUUUCGGCCCGGGCUUGGUGAACGCUCUGCCACCACACGGGAAACCGUGGCAUGCGACCUCGGACGUAGUAGGGACCUCAAAUACCCAGCGUAAUCUUAAUCUUAAUCUUAAUCAUCCGUUUCUUUAGCUGACCCUAAAGGAAGUAUCCCAGCCUCAGUCAUAAAUUUAGGAUUAGGCAAGAGAUCAGAUUUCUAUCGAACUUUUAUCGAUAUUCUCCUCAAAGAUAUUUAA